Molecule: messenger RNA, 3871 nt
Organism: Bufo gargarizans (Asiatic toad)
Lineage: Eukaryota; Metazoa; Chordata; Amphibia; Anura; Bufonidae
Gene: GORAB
Product: golgin, RAB6 interacting
Exons: 7
Coding region: 115-1422 (435 amino acids)
Biological process (GO): non-motile cilium assembly
Source: RefSeq, a predicted model, not a curated record
UACCUACCAGGAGAAACUCCAUUCUAGUCACUGAGUUCUAGUUACUACCCUGUGACGUGGCACGCUGCCUGUGAGGCGGAAGCUGCACAGUCUACAGUACGAGCGCUCGUCUGUAUGUCUGCCUCUGCACGAAUGGCUGGCUGGGCUGGAUUCUCUGAGGACGAGCUCCAGAGGAUGAGGCCUCCGCAAGAAUUGCCUUACCCUAGGGGUCCAGAUGCUUGUUUGUCUGAAGCAUUUUUAAGUCAUCCGCAGCAUCAAACGUUUCCUAAGAAAGAUAAAGCCCAUCAUUCCCCAUCCUUUCAGAAGAAUACAUCAUCCCGGGUACACUUACCUAACUCUACCCAAGUUAGAAAAGCACUUGAAGAAAAACCUAAAGAACCUGUAGCGGACAACAAAGAAAUCACAUCCGAACCACCUAGUAUAAGGGCGAGAGAAGAUGACGAGCUGUCAAAAAAGGAGGUGGAACUGGCACCAGAAGUAUCUCAGAGUGGCCUUAAGGUUCCAGGGGAUGCUGAAGCACUUUCAAUUCCAGGUAUUACCUUUCGGAAUUUCGAUGGCGCCAAGGAUUUUUACGAAGUCCAACAGGUGGUAGAAAUCUUGACAACCCUGGGCUGGAUCCUGAACAGAGAAAAGUCGAGACUGAUUCCAGAAAAGAAACAACAGUUCCUGGGAAUCUUACUGGAUUCAGUGUCUCAGAGAUCCUUCCUAACAUCAGAAAAAAUUCUGAAAAUAAGGAAAGAAAAAUCUUGCUUGAAACAACUUCAACUAAAGCAGCGCUUAAUGGAAGAAAAAAAUAAACGCAAGAAAGCUCUACUAGCAAAAGCAAUUGAUGAAAGAUCAAAAAGAACCCAAGCAGAGGCAGUAAAACUUAAUAGAAUCCAGAAACAGCUUCAAGCCUUGGAUGAGAUAGUGUCCACAGAUAUUGGUAUUUUGCGGAACCGAAUUGAGCAGGCAUGCAUGGAGUUUUCCCAAGCCAAGAAACGUUAUGACAGAGCAGAAUCUGAAUAUGUUGCAGCAAAAUUGGACUUGUACAAGAAAACCCAAGUGAAAGAGCAAUUAACUGAACAUUUGUGUACCAUCAUACAACAGAAUGAGCUUCGUAAAGCUAAGAAACUUGAGGAGCUUAUGCAGCAGUUGGAAGUAGAAGCUGAUGAAGAGAUACUGGACUUGGAAAUAGAAGUAGAGCAAAUGUUACAGCAACAAGAAACUGAAACAAGGAAGCCCCUGGUAUCAUCUACAUCAGAAAAGAGCCAGCAGGUUUCAAAACUAGAUUGCAGUAAACUGCUUUCAGAAAAAGAGUUCACUACAGAAACAGAUCAAGGACAGUUUAUGACUGGAACUUCAAGUAACAUAGGUGACACUAACAAAAUUAACCAGAAAGACUCUGUUCACAGUGUAAAGGGAGACAGUAUUCUUUCUUGAGACAAAUUUACAGUAAAGGCGCAUUCACACGACCGUGCCAUGUCUUGCUGUCCGCAAAUUGCGGAUCCGCUAAACACCGAUACCGGCAUUUUGUGGAACGCACAGGGCCGACACUAUAUAGAAAAUGCCUAUUCUUUUUCGUGAAUAGGAAAUGGACAAAAUUGCGGAACGAAUGCAGACCCAUUCUUUCGGUCGUGUGUUGAUCUUAUACUUGCUGUAUGGGGAUACUAGACUAUAAAAAUUAUUCUGUAUAUAAAAAAAUAUAUCCCAAUACUCUUUGAUUUAUAAAGCUAUAUGUUAUUCAUGAUUUUGACAAUAGGAAGAAAGUGCUGAGAAUCUGCAAUAGUAAACUAUUGCACUCUGUAGUAUAAGCAAUCAAUCUCAUGUUCAAGUUUACUAGGGGGACUGAAAAAAGAAAGAUUUUACAUAUCAAAAAAGUAUAUUUGGUAUUGUUGUGUCUGAAAAUGUUUGUACUAUUAAAAUAUAGAAGUAUGUUUCCUUCAUUUUAGUGGUAGACAAAAAAUAAAAUAAAAACUAAUAUAAAUUUGUUAUUGAAGUAAUUGUGCUGACCUGCAGACUAAAGUAGUCAUGUCAUUUUUAGUGCAUUGUGAAAGACAUGAGAACAAAACCCGAAUACUAUAGGACAGGGAUGGCCGACCUGAGGCCCUCCAGCUGUUCCAAAACUACAACUCUAAGCAUGCCCUUGCUUCCUACAGCUAUCAGCCCACAGCAGGGCAUAGUGGAAGUUGUAGUUGUACAACAGCUUGGCCACCCCUGCUAUAGGAUGUUUAAAGGGGUUAACCCAGCUGGACAUUUAGGGCAUAUCGAUAGGAUUUUCCAUAAAUGUCCAUUAGGUGAGGCUCCCACCUCUGGGACCCACCAUCAAUGGAGAGCAUGCUGCCUAUGCAUCACUUUCUCUAUUCACUGCUAUCGGACUUCCCAAAAUAGCUGAGCCAGCACUUGGCUAUAUUCAGAAUUCUUAUAGUAGUGAAUAGAGAAAACUGUGCACAAGUGGUGGGGCCCCAUUCUUGUGAUAGGAAUGGACCACAGAGAUGGCACCUGCACCUAUUGGACAUUUGUUAUUAUGGUAUCAAGAAAAACACUCUUUAAGGCACCAGCAUGAUAUAAAUCUAAACUAUAGUGAUAGGCGAGCACACUUCAUUUGGCACUGUGAAUAAAAUCCCACUCAUGAAGGCGACUUUGACGUGGUGAGUGGCUUAUUACGCUUUGGCCAAAAUGUACACCAAUGCCUUAUUCAACAUCCAGCAUAAAGGCAGGGCAGAGUGCUGGUUGCAGUGUGCGAUUUGCAUUUUGUGUUUUUACUGUGAAUAAAAUGUAAUUAAAUCACACAAUAUUGGUACAUGUGUAUAACAUGGGGAAAUAAAACAAUGGUAAAAUAGAUAAAAAUAUAAUAAAAUCUCAGACCAACUGUAGGGUAUAAGCUAAUUACAGUUCACAGUGGAGUCCAGCAAAGUCCGUAUGAUGUUAAAGUUGCUGUUGAAAUAGUUCCUAAUUCACACAGUGCUCAACUCUAAUGAACUCCAAUUGUGGAUGAUUUUAGUUACAGUCCCUUGGGGAUACAUCCAUAUAUAUAUAUAUAUAUACUGCUGUGCAAAUAUUCAGGAAAUCGAAUAUUCCAGAAAUAGUUUGGGAAAUCCGUCUCUUGGUUUAAAAGCCCCAAUAGUCAUUGAUGGUUUUGAUAAUUGAGGCCCCUUACAUUUGUGGCUUAUGACUUCAGUUAAGAUACUCUUACCUUCCUCAACGUAUCUAGCGAGGAUCAAGCGACGCAGGAGUUUGCUAGCGUCUUACUCCUUGUCUCUCUAGCCGGCUUACCCGAGAUAUCGCGGGAGUUUGGACGAGACUUGCAGUAUAUGCUUGGUCCGUGCUUGUUGUUCUUCCGGCUUGAUACAGAGGGAGGGAUCUUUUCGGUCCUUGAAUUUUUAAUGCUGAUUCUAUUUCGACUGUCUUUGGAAUUCAAUUUUCAUAGCGUGGCCACGCUUAUGACUGCGGAGGUGCAGUUUACAGGUAUCUGAUCUGGUCCAGACGCGUUUCGGGAAUUAGCUUUCCCUUCAUCAGUGGUAUCAAGACACCUGAUAGCCUCCGCCUUUUAUAUCCGAAUAGGCACUCAAACUAUGGAGAACUGGAUUUCCAUAUGGAACAGACAGUUUAUCAUGCGUUUUUUUGGGUGCAUGUGCGUUUUUUCUGCUGGAUGCUGGAUGUUUAUUAUAUUUCUACCAAUGUUGUGUGAUUUAAUUACAUUUUAUUCACAGUGCCAAAUGAAGUGUGCUCGCCUAUCACUAUAGUUUGCAUUUCUUUGUUUCUAGAGGGUGGGUGUCCCCUAAUUAGGCUAGUAGCACCUGUUCCUUUAUUUUGUCUCGGGUGAGCCACCAUCUUUGAUUCUCAUGAUAUAAAUCUAGCAGAACAAUGACUAGGGAAAUCUCUGGUUACA